Molecule: messenger RNA, 1458 nt
Organism: Oryza brachyantha (malo sina)
Lineage: Eukaryota; Viridiplantae; Streptophyta; Magnoliopsida; Poales; Poaceae
Product: protein SCARECROW-like
Exons: 1
Coding region: 1-1458 (485 amino acids)
Biological process (GO): regulation of DNA-templated transcription
Cellular component (GO): nucleus
Molecular function (GO): sequence-specific DNA binding; DNA-binding transcription factor activity
Source: RefSeq, a predicted model, not a curated record
AUGACAGGAAGAGGCUCAAACAUGCAAGAUUCUCUAGGCUUGAUGCAGUUUCAUGAUCACCAGUAUCUUUAUAGCAGCAGCAGCAGCAACCUGCCACUGCAACAGCCUUUGUUGUAUCAUCACCAUCAGUUUGUUGAGGCCAGGGAAGGUUGCACCGGCGAGGACGAUGCGCCGGAGUUUGUCGAGCCGGCGGCGGCGGCGGCCCGGGCGAUGGAGCUAAGGGCGUGCAAGGAGGUGUACUCCGAGGGAGGCGGCGCGGUGGAGGAGAGGACGGCCAUGGCGGGGGCCGAGCAGGUGGUGGAGGAGGAGGAGGCUCACGGCGUGCGGAUGAUCUCGCUGCUUAUGGAGUGCGCGGCGGCCAUGUCGGUGGGCAACCUCGCGGACGCCAACGGGACGCUGCUGGAGCUGUCGCAGAUGGCCUCGCCGUACGCCGCGUCGUGCGGCGAGCGGCUCGUGGCCUACUUCGUCAGGGCGAUGACCGCGCGGCUGGUGGGCUCGUGGGUCGGCGUCGCGGCGCCCCUGGCGCAGCCGCCGUGCGCGGCCAUCAACGCCGCGUUCCGGGCGCUGUACAACGUCGCGCCGUUCGCGAGGCUCGCUUACCUGGCGUGCAACCAGACCAUCCUGGAGGCGUUCCACGGCAAGCGCCUCGUCCACAUUGUCGACCUCGACGUCGUGCCCGGCGGCGCGCUGCAGUGGCUCUCGCUCCUCCCCGCGCUGGCGGCGCGGCCGGGAGGCCCCCCGGUGAUCCGCGUGACCGGCUUCGGCAUGUCGGCGUCGGUGCUGCACGACACCGGCAACCAGCUCGCCGGUCUGGCGAGGAAGCUGUGCAUGUCGUUCGAGUUCUACGCCGUCGCGAAGCGGCCGGGAGACGCCGACGCGGUCGCCGACGUGCCCGGGAGGAGGCCGGGGGAGGUGGUAGCCGUGCACUGGCUGCGCCACUCCAUGUACGACGCGGCCGGGGUCGACGGCGCCGCCAUGCGGCUGGUGCGGUGGCUGGAGCCGAAGGUGGUGACGCUCGUGGAGCCGGAGCGAGCACACGGGGACGCCGGCGGCCACGGGCGCUUCCUGGACCGGUUCGUCUCCGCUCUCCACCACUACUCGGCGGUGUUCGACGCCCUGGGCGCGUCACGGCCGGCCGGCGAGGACGCGAGCAGGCACCUGGCGGAGCACGGUGUGCUCGGCAGGGAGAUCGCGAACGUGCUCGCCGUCGGUGGGCCGGCGCGGAGCAACGGCCGGGAGAGGCCCGGAAGCUGGCAGUCGGAGCUCGCCCUGCACGGGUUCAUGCACGCCGCCGCCGGGGGCGGGCGCGCGCAGCUGGUGGCCGGGGCGUGCCCGGCGGGGCUGGGCUACACGGUGGCGGACGACGCCGACGGCACGGUGCGGCUGGGGUGGAAGGGCACCCCGCUCUACGCGGUGUCCGCGUGGACGUUGUGCACCCCGCCCCAUACGCGAGCUUAA